Messenger RNA from Sarcophilus harrisii (Tasmanian devil), 6880 nucleotides. RefSeq names its product solute carrier family 26 member 8 (gene SLC26A8). NCBI's taxonomy places the organism in Eukaryota, Metazoa, Chordata, Mammalia, Dasyuromorphia, Dasyuridae. The record is from RefSeq and is a predicted model, not a curated record. Gene Ontology annotation, biological process: transmembrane transport. The transcript is spliced from 22 exons. Gene Ontology annotation, molecular function: bicarbonate transmembrane transporter activity; oxalate transmembrane transporter activity; sulfate transmembrane transporter activity. Gene Ontology annotation, cellular component: membrane. The coding region runs from base 201 to 3143 and encodes 980 amino acids.
CGGACAUCUCCUAAGGGCCGCGCAACUUGUGGACUACGGCCUUGCUCACCUGUGCUUUCACUCACACAAAUUCUAUUAAAUGUCAAUGUUUGCUGCAAGGGUACAUCUAUGAAGUUUUAUUGCAUUUGGUUAAAUGAAGACAAAGAUGGUGAUGACAUGGCCAAGAAACAUGACGAUUGGUGUGGCUAGAAAGAAGCAUAAUGUCUUCCCAUCUUAAACCAAAAGGUAGCAAAUUCUUUUAUGAUGUGAAAAGAGAAGUAUACAAUGAAGAAUCUUUUCAAAAAGAGCAUAGAAGAAAAGGAGCUUCUUCAGGAGAUGUAGAUAUCAAUAUCACCACAAUUAAACACAGAGUACAAUUCCGCUGCUCAUGGAAGAGAUUUAAGAAAGUCAUUUUUGGCAUCUUUCCCUUCCUAGAAUGGAUGUGUGUAUAUCAAUUCAAGGACUGGCUUCUUGGAGAUUUACUUGCUGGUUUAAAUGUUGGCCUUGUACAGGUUCCCCAAGGUUUGAUACUUGCUGUGCUAAUAAGGAUGUUGAUCCCACCUCUCAAUAUUUCCUAUUCUUCUUUCUGUUGCUCAAUGAUAUAUAUCAUUUUUGGAACGUCUCAUCAUGUAUCUAUUGGAAACUUCUUCCUUGUAAGUGCAUUGAUGGCAAAUGUCUUAAAUAAAAUAAUGUUCAAUUCUGGUCACCUCCUAAUGGGAACUUUUGUCAGGGGUGACUUUGAAGAUCCAGCGUACUCCCUGGAUUAUGAGAAGGCUCUCAGUGUCAUGCAAGCUGUAACCUUUCUGACUGGGAUUAUCCAGCUGCUGAUUGGAUUGCUAAGAUUGGAUUUUGUCACCAAGUACCUGCCUGACACCUUAAUUAAUGCCUAUUUGGCAGCCACAGCACUGCAUGUCAUGAUGUCCCAAAUGUGCUUCAUUUUUGGGAUUAUGGUUCGUUUUCACUGCGGUGUUAUCGCCUUCUUUUAUAAUCUAGUUAACUACUGUAUAGCUCUCCCAAGAGCCAAUUCUACUAGCAUCCUGCUGUUUCUGAUUUGUAUGGUGGCUUUAAGAGUCAACAAAUGUAUCAAGAUCUCUUUCAAACGAUAUCCCAUUGAAUUUCCCAUGGAAUUUGUACUGAUUGUUUCCUUCACUAUCAUCGCAAACAAGAUCCACAUGAACACUGAAACCAGCAAGCACAUUGUUGAUAUGAUUCCUUAUAGCUUCUUAUAUCCUGAACCAGCUGAGCUGAAGCUUUUGCACAUGAUUGUUUGUCAUGCUCUCUCCCUGUCCAUGGUGAGCUACAUUCUGCUCGUCUUUAUAGGCAAGAAGAUUGCUUCCUUGCAUAACUACAAUAUCAAUCCUAACCAGGAAUUGGUAGCCAUUGGCUUGUGCAAUCUCGUCAGCUCAUUUUUCAAAUCUUUUGUGUUCACUUCUGCUAUUGCCAGAACAGUUAUCCAAGAAAAAUCAGGUGGCAGGCAACAGUUUGCAGCUCUGGUAGGUGCCGGUAUAACGUUGCUAGUGAUGCUGAAGAUGGGUCAUUAUUUCUAUGCACUGCCUAAUGCUGUACUGGCUGGUAUUGUUCUGAGCAACGUCUUGCCCUUCCUUUCAACUAUCAUGGACCUUCCUGAAUUGUGGAAACAGAACCAGUAUGAUUUUGUGAUUUGGAUAGUGACAUUUCUGUCAGUGAUCUGCUUGGGACUGGACAUUGGGCUGCUUAUUUCAGUAGUAUUCACCUUCUUCAUCACCACUGUUCAGUCACACAGAACCAACAUUCUUGUCCUAGGACAGAUCCCCAAUACCAACAUUUACAGAAGCUUUACUGACUACCGAGAGGCUGUGUACAUUCCAGGAGUGAAAAUUUUUCAGUUCUGCACUGCCAUCACUUUUGUAAAUGUUGAGGAAAUCAAGCAGUUGCUGUUAAAAGAGGUAGAUCUGAAAGCUGUGCCUCUUACUGAUGAAGACUUGAGAAGUUUGUUCAUUGACAACAGGUCUGAAAUAGGUGAAGUCCCUUUUAAGUGUGCCUGCAACUGUGAUGAACCGGAGCCACCCCCCAGGAUUGCUUACACGGAUCACCUUGAAAACAGAUCUGAAAGUGAUAUAUCCUCCAUUGACCUGUUCCACUGCUCACGUUUUGAAGGUCCCCUUAUGAGUCGUAGUAUGUCUGAAGAGCAAAUGGUUUGCAUGAUGGGCCAUGGCAAUUUAAGAAACCUAAAUUCAAAGAAUGAAGAUGUAGACAAAGUCUGGGUUCCCAGCCAUACCACAAUAAAUAGUUCUGGAGUUCAACUGCUAACAGCUUCACCUUCAAACAAUGAACAUAUUGAAAGUCAUCACAGGAACAAACAUGAUCCUGGAAAGCAUAGUUCUGAUGUAUCUUUCAUAUCAACUGUCCACACUAUCAUCCUGGAUUUCACUAUGGUGAAUUUUGUGGAUGUAAAGGCUACACAAGUAAUAAGACAGAUCUGCAAUGCAUUUUACAACAUUGAUGUAUUAGUUCUCCUCGCAGGUUGUCAUCCACUGAUUGUUAAGAAUUUUGAAAGAAGUGAUUUCUUUGAUGCUGGCAUUACCAAGGCCCAGUUGUUCCUUACCCUUCAUGAUGCUGUUCUGUUUGCUCUUGGGAAGAAAUAUUUGGAGACACCUGAGGAUGAGCCAGAACCAUUAAUAAAGGAUGAUUCUCCACUCUAUUGUCCCCCUAUUCAUAUAUAUGACUCAGAUUCAAGAAAGGAACUACUACAGACUACACCUUCCAAGGGAAAGUCGAGCCAUUCUGACCAGAGUAGAGAAAGCUCAUCAUCAACAAAGAAAGAGAAAAUUACCAUACCGCUCUAUCAACCAAAUAUUCAGCCGGAUAUGAAAGACCUGAAUGAAAGAGUGGAGCUAGAGACAGAGAUGGACACAGACUUCGAAGCCGAGCUGGAUCUGGGGCCAGAACUUGAGUUUGAUCUAGAGCCGGAAACUGAGACUGAGACUGAGAUUGAAAUUCAGACACGACAUGCUAUAGGAACAGAAAUAGAGAUAGAAACAGAGUCAGAAACAGAUCGUCAUGCUUAUGAUCAACCAUAUGAAAUGUCAUACCAAAGACCAUACCAGUGGAAUAAUAGGGAUAACCAAUGUAAAGAGUACCAUGAUAUCUGGGACCAGAACUGGAAAUAUUCAAGUAAACCCUAACAUUCCACUAUAAAGUCCCAUGGGAAAUUCUCUCUCUCCCAAAUAGGAAUUGCUUAGUGAUAGAAAUCUUGACCUGUUAAUAACUUAUACCAGCACUGACCUUGUAGCUCAUUCAUGUACACAAAUUAGACAUGGACCCAUGCUAAGGAUGGGGAUGGGAUUCUCAGAUCAUAUCAUUAACAUGCAAGAAAUAGCAAUGGAUCUCUAAUCAUUUGUCAAGCUACCUAUAAUAGAUGUCUCCCUUUUUAUGGCUCCUUAAGCCCCAUCAAAGUUCCUGGAGAGUCUGGCUGACUAUUACUAAUAGCUCCUUUUUACCUUCCCUUCCCACCAUCAGCCUUUAUAUAUAAACACUGAGGUUCAAAUAAAAUUCACAGCUUUAGUUAUAUUCUGCAAAAGGCUUUGUAUUCUUCCAGCCUCACCUUCCUUUUAUGCACUCUGAGUCUGUAAGAGAAUAUGAAGGAAAGAAUUCAGACAUAAUAUGUGUGCAUGGGAAGGAACUUCUGGCAGGAGAAAGGGAAAUCUGGCCACUCUUUUACUCAGACAAGACUUUUUUUUUUUUUUUUUUUUUUUUUUUUUUACAGCAAUUAUCAUAGGAAGGAGCAGGAAACAGUGGGGCAGGUAGGUGAUGUUUUUCCACCAGUAGAGACUGGUGGAAGAGGCUUAUCAGAAGAUUUGUAAAUAUUAGUUCAUUUGAAAGAUUUUUAAAUUGUUAGAUCCAAAAAGUCUGAGCUAAAUGCUGUCAGCGAAAGAGGUUCUGGAAUCUACUUCUAAUCCAGACCCAGCAUUGCAGACUAGUGAGUUACAAUCAGAAUGGAACUUUCACUAACAAUUCCUUUCCAGUUCUAUUUCCACCACAUUAGCUGAAAGUUUGGAAGCCCUAAUAAUAAUAAUUUUCUUGGGAACACAGUUUCAUAAUAGAUCUCUCUUUGUUGGAAUGUUUAACUUCUCAGAAAUUGGGGAAAAAAUGAAUAUAAUCAUUUAUGCCCAAACUUCCCCUUUUAAAAAUUAUUGAUGCUGAACCCAGCAAGAAGGAGUUGGUGCAUGCAACUCUGGGUUCUAGUCUCAACAUUAUCACUCAACAAAUGAGACCCAAUUUUCUCUGUACUUUUUUCAGUUUAAUAAUCUUUUGUUAGAACUCUGAUUCCUCAGCGACAACAUCCAUUAACAAGUAUUUAUUGUUCAUCUACUAUGUGCACAGUAUUGUGCCUAAGGGAGUCACCCCAAAACUGACAUGCUCGUUACCCCCUAGCAGCAUAUAGUUUGGGAGACAAGCCAUAUAAGCAUAAUAAUAACAUGAUAAAGCUAAAAUCCAAAUCUCAUAAUAGAAAUCUUACCAAUGUCCUGGGCAUACUUAAAAGUAUGGGCUGCAUGCACACUUUAUACAUACCUGUGAUCAUUUUUGUACAUGUGCCUUUGCCUCAAUUAUUCUUGAAUCACAACAAUCAACUUAUCCAAGAUCUACUGGAUUCCAUUAGAAAUCCACAGCCCUAUCCAAAGUAAUCAAAAGAAAAAAGAGGAAUGGUGGGUCACCAUUUCUUUUAAAAAUAAUGACAAAUGAAUACAAUAAAACUAAAAUAAGGGCUCUGUGAGCUGAUAAUUAAAAGGUCUAAAUUUGUUUAAAAAUUGUAAUAAACCCUGAAUUACUAAACCAAUUCAAAUACUUUUAAGUGAUCCUAUCUAGGCUAGUUAAUCCAACUGGUUGCAGCAUGAUACUAACAGUAAGAUUGUAGGUUUAAUCCUUAGGUGACUUGAAAUAAUGUUACACACUGCACCCCUGCCUUCAGAAUUUUGUAUCAUUGAUCACAGUAGAAUGUAAGCUCCUUGUGUGCAAGGACUAUCUCACUUUUGUAUUUGUAUCCCUAGCACCUCGUACAGUGCCUCGCACAUAGUAGGUGCUUAAUAAAUGCUUGUUGAUUGAUUGAUUGACAAAGGGACUGGAUAAGAGAAUGUGGAUGAAUCAUCACAAACCCUUCCCCAUUAAAAGGAAGAAAUUACUCCUCAAAGCACAUGUAACUUACUAAAGGCAGGGGUCACAUUAGCAUCAUCUUUGUGUAGGAAGCACUAGGGGGUAUCAAUACUACAGAUCCUGGAAAUCUGUGAAGAAGACUGAAGCUUUACUCUUGUCCAGCUAAUGUUUUUUAAAAACAAACACAACUCUGUUACAGCCAUAGUCAGUUCCCAAUCACUGGCCCUAAUGAACAAGAGCAAUUGCCUACUUCAAUGUUAUUAAUAAUCACAAAAAAGCAUAGCAUGUUAGAACCAGAAAUAAUUUUUAAAACAUCUAAAACCUGUGUUCUAAUAUAACUUUUCCAUCCAUGAUAUAUAUAACAUUGUCACUGAUCUUUAGCACAAUCUUAUUGAAUCCUGAAUUAAUUCAAAAAUUGUUUUUGAACCAAUGUAUGUUGACUCCCUCAUUCCUCAUUGAGUAGAAAAUUUGCCAAGUGAUGCCCUCAAACAUAAAUUUUUAAUGACGUAUAAAAAUAAGCAUAACCAAAAAAGGCCACUGGCAAUAGGCAAAAGUCAAUUUAAGAAAUGUUUACAUAGGCAACACAUAUUUAUACACAUCAACACAUGCCUUUUCAUAAUUCUCAUACAGCUAAACACACACCUACCCAGAGACAAAUGGAAAUGGGAUUAAAUAAAAUAUUCUUAAAAGGAUAUUCAAAUGCUUACACAAAGGAUUGGCACUCAAGUACUCACGGGCACACACCCAGCUAUAUACAAAUACUUCCAAGAAAAAUUCUGGCAUAAAAAGUAUGUAUAUGGAGAUCCAUACAUGGAUAGAUACAUAUAGUAAUCAAGGCUGAAGUACAAAAAAAAACAGAAUAGGAUUAGUAAAGUGUUCAUAGGAUAUAAAAUCUAUAAAAACUUUUUAAGUGUCUCUGAAUUUUAGCAAAAUCCAGGAGGAAGAGAUAGAAGAAGCUUCAUUAAUAUAAGAUGCAGCUUUAUACAUCUGGUAAUAUGCCAAAACACAAGCCACUACAAAACAAUUUUUACACAAAAAUCUAGGGUUCACAGCUGUAUUAGUAUACAAUUUAGUUUUUUCAAAUACUUAGAUUAUUCAAAUUGCAUGCUAAACUAAUAUUAGCAAAAGAGAUGCUUUAUAGAAUUAAAAAUGAUAGUUUAUUUGGAGAAAUAAAGGUCCAGAGAUAUAAAGAAAUUUGAUUAUAUUGGACUUUUUGAUAAUAUAAAUGGUAGAUUAAAAAAAAACCUAAGGUGAAUGGAAUAGAUCAGAAUCAUGAUUUUCUAGUGUUGAUAAACCCAAGAACAUAAAUGCCUAAGAAAAGGGACCCUUUAUUCAACAAGAAUCACCGAGGAAGCCAGAAAGUAGGCUAGCAAAGUAGGUCCAGGUCAAUAUCUUAUACCUUACAAGGAAAGAUAACUAGAUCUAUAAUUUCAUUUUUAUAGGGGAAUCCCAGAUAAGGUACUACUAGGACAGUUUGGCCUCUCCUCUUCCUAAAGCACAAAGAGGUUAAGAGAUGUCAUUGAGGGCCACAUAGUCUAUAUGUGUCAGGGACAGCACCUAACCCCAAGAUUCACUAUAAUGGCAUUAAACUUAGAAACAGGAGCCACUACUCCAUAAGGAUCUUUGAUGGGGACAUGACAAUCUGUAAAUACUAUCUGUGUUUUACUGAGGGCUGCCAGGUUCACAGUAGAUAGGACUCGGCCUUGGAAUUAGGAAAAUUCAUCUUCCCGAAUUCAAAUAUGACCUCAGACCCUGGGCAAGUCAUUUAACU